Messenger RNA from Archocentrus centrarchus (flier cichlid), 2344 nucleotides. RefSeq names its product amyloid beta precursor protein (cytoplasmic tail) binding protein 2 (gene appbp2). Gene Ontology annotation, molecular function: protein binding; ubiquitin-like ligase-substrate adaptor activity. Gene Ontology annotation, biological process: intracellular protein transport; proteasome-mediated ubiquitin-dependent protein catabolic process. Gene Ontology annotation, cellular component: Cul2-RING ubiquitin ligase complex. The transcript is spliced from 13 exons. The record is from RefSeq and is a predicted model, not a curated record. Bases 248 to 2014 code for a protein of 588 amino acids. Lineage: Eukaryota; Metazoa; Chordata; Actinopteri; Cichliformes; Cichlidae.
GGGACGGGGGCACGGAACUGGUGUAGGGUCGAGGAAUAGUCAGAUGUAAGAGAAGGAUGGAAAUGAAAUAGCGAUUUUUAAAUUGAAGUGCUGAUUUGUCUGUUACAGUAAUAUUUGUAGUGUCAAUACGGAGCGAAUAUUGCAUGAGGACUCGCGGGAGAAGGGCUUUAAUCGUGGUAAGGUAGUGAAUGUAAGGAGAGUUGGGGAGGGCUGUAGCUUCUGGGGCUUUUUGGUGAGGGAAAACAACAUGGCUGCGGUGGAGCUCGAAUGGAUCCCAGAAACGCUGUACAACACCGCUAUCUCGGCUGUGGUGGACAACUACAGCCGGUCAAGAAGGGACAUACGCUCGCUCCCAGAAAAUAUACAGUUCGACGUGUAUUAUAAGCUGUACCAGCAGGGCCGGCUCUGCCAGCUGGGGGGAGAAUUCUGUGAGCUGGAGGUGUUUGCUAAAGUGCUGCGGGCUUCAGACAAAAGACACCUCCUGCACCACUGUUUCCAGGCCCUAAUGGACCAUGGUGUGAAAGUGGCUUCAGUUCUGGCAAACUCCUUCAGCCGCCGCUGCUCCUACAUCGCAGAGUCGGAUGCUCACGUCAAAGAGAAGGCCAUCCAGUUUGGCUUUGUGCUGGGUGGCUUCUUGUCUGAUGCGGGCUGGUAUGGAGAUGCAGAGAAAGUGUUUCUGUCGUGCCUGCAGCUGUGCACGCUCCACAGUGAGGUCCUCCACUGCUACCGGGCUGUGGAAUGCUGCGUCAGGCUGCUUCAUGUCCGUAAUGGCAACUGUAAGUACCACCUGGGGGAGGAGACCUUCAAGCUUGCUCAGUCUUACAUGGACAAACUAGCCAAACAUGGCCACCAGGCCAACAAGGCAGCGCUGUAUGGCGAGCUUUGUGCCUUGCUCUUUGCCAAAAGCCACUAUGAUGAGGCAUACAGGUGGUGUAUCGAAGCUAUGAAGGAAAUUACUCCUGGGCUGCCUGUUAAAGUAGUGGUUGAUGUCCUUCGACAGGCCUCCAAGGCCUGCGUGGUGAAAAGAGAGUUCAGAAAAGCAGAGCAGCUGAUCAAACAUGCAGUGUUUCUAGCAAGAGAACAUUUUGGACACAAGCAUCCCAAGUACUCCGAUACGCUGCUAGAUUACGGAUUUUACUUAUUAAAUGUAGACAACAUAUGCCAAUCAGUUGCUAUUUACCAGACAGCCCUGGAUAUCCGGCAGUCUGUCUUUGGUGGGAAGAACAUCCAUGUUGCCACAGCCCAUGAAGACCUAGCCUACUCCUCAUAUGUGCACCAGUACAGCUCUGGGAAAUUUGACAAUGCUCUAUUCCAUGCAGAACGUGCCAUAGACAUCAUCACUCACAUUCUGCCUGAGGACCAUCUUUUGCUGGCCUCCUCCAAGAGAGUCAAAGCCCUGAUUCUGGAGGAAAUCGCCAUUGACUGCCACAAUAAAGAGACAGAAGAGCGCCUCCUGCAGGAAGCUCACGACCUGCACCUCUCCUCACUGCAGCUGGCCAAGAAGGCCUUCGGCGAGUUCAAUGUACAGACAGCCAAACAUUAUGGCAACCUUGGACGACUCUACCAGUCCAUGAGGAAGUUUAAGGAGGCAGAGGAGAUGCACAUCAAAGCCAUCCAGAUUAAGGAGCAGCUACUUGGUCACGAAGACUAUGAGGUGGCUCUGUCUGUGGGUCACCUGGCCUCCCUCUACAACUAUGACAUGAACCAGUAUGAAGAUGCAGAGAGGCUCUACCUACGCUCUAUCGCCAUUGGUAAGAAACUGUUUGGAGAGGGUUACAGUGGGCUGGAGUAUGACUACCGAGGCCUGAUCAAACUCUACAACUCAGUGGGGAACUAUGAGAAGGUGUUUGAAUACCACAACGUACUGUCCAACUGGAACCGGCUGAGGGACCGGCAGUUUGCAGUGGCAGAUGCCCUGGAGGACGUCAACACUACACCCCAGCAGACCCAGGAGGUGGUACAAGCUUUCCUAUUGGCUCAGAGCCUAGGCCCCACCCGCCCCUGUCUUGGCUGAUUGGAUGACAGAAAAAGUGUGGGGGUUAAAAAAAGACAAAUGGUGGGUUGUAGCCUGGUGUGGACAUGUGAUGAGCCCCAAAUGUGAUGCUUCAGUUGCACACCAAUGUUUAGUAACACAGUAAAUUCAAGCAUCACCGACAGCUUGGUUGACUUUGUAGUCAGUCCUGCUGCCGGUACACACACAGACAUACACACAUUUUCAUGGAAUUAAAAAAAAAAAAAUAGAGAAGAGAAAACACUGUUAUCAGACCUCAUUGACACUCUCACCACCAAGAUGCAGCUGCUGCAUUUCUCUAACAGAAAGAGGACACUGAGGGGGGGGACUGGG